Messenger RNA from Lithohypha guttulata, 1806 nucleotides. RefSeq lists its product as uncharacterized. The transcript has a single exon. Gene Ontology annotation, molecular function: oxysterol binding. Gene Ontology annotation, cellular component: intracellular membrane-bounded organelle; cytosol; membrane. NCBI's taxonomy places the organism in Eukaryota, Fungi, Ascomycota, Eurotiomycetes, Chaetothyriales, Trichomeriaceae. Bases 1 to 1806 code for a protein of 601 amino acids. The record is from RefSeq and is a predicted model, not a curated record.
AUGGUUUUCUCAAGCUUACGCUAUCUUGCAAAUCCUACCUUUUCGGCUGCACAAGAUGGCACUCCUGACGAGAACCCUAUGGCCUCGAACAAGUCCUCGCUAAAAGACUUCCUUGCUUCUAUAGCAUCUAUGACAGGCGAUCUGUCCAAUAUCACAGCGCCUCCAUUUGUGCUGGACCAGAAGUCAGUGGUGGAGAUACCUGCAUUUUGGGCCGAGAAUCCUGACAUUUUCGUAUCGCCCUCGACAAGUGAAGAGCCGGCGGAAAGAGCGUUGUUGGUACUCAAGAGCUUCUUAGCAGGCAUGAAAUCCCAGUGUUACCUAGGACAUUCCCAAGCCGAAGGCGUGAAGAAGCCCUUGAACGCUUUCUUGGGCGAGUUGUUUAUCGGACAUUGGGAAGACGAGAAGAUAGGGAACACAUACCUGGUGUCUGAGCAGGUAUCACACCAUCCACCAAUUACUGCCUGUCGUGUGUGGAAUCCAACAUGCGGAGUCGUGGCCGAGGGAUACAAUCGCCAGAAAGUAACUUUCUCCUGGAGCUCGAUGCAAGUACAUGUUACAAGUACCGGGUUUGCAUUGAAGUCAAUCGAGAAGUACGGUGAACAUUACCUGAUACCUUUACCUGAUUUUAAGGUCAAAGGCGUACUCUCCGGAGCACCCUAUCCUGAGGUUGAAGGAACCUACUACAUUCCAAGUACCAACGGUUACAUGUCCAAGAUUGAGUUCGCGGGCCAAAGUUUCCUGGGCCGUGGUAAAAGGCACGGCUUCUCUGCAGCUUUGUACAAAGAGGAGGAAGGACCUAAGCACCCGAUUUACACUAUCGAGGGCAGUUGGGGCACAGAAUUCACAAUUAGGGACGUGCAUGCUGGGAAAGAUAUCGAAACCUUCAAUAUUUCAGAGGUCGUCAGCAAUCUACCGGAAUUGAAGCUGCCAAACAUAGAAGAUAUGGAUCCUUGGGAGUCACGUCGAGCAUGGCAUGAUACUCAGGAAGGCAUUCGUAACAACGAUUUCAAAGCUGUGAAUGCGGCCAAAUCUUACCUCGAGGAAGGCCAAAGAAGCAUGCGAAAGGAGGAAGAAAAGAGUGGCACAACGUGGCAGCCAUUAUUCUUCAACCAUGGCGACUCGCACGAAAUUGUCGCGUCGUUGAUGGAUAAAGUGCCUGGCGAAGAUUUUGCAGCGAUGUCACAGGAGACGGACGGGACUUGGUUUCUUGACACGUCAAAGUAUGAGAAGACAGAGAAGCCGUACCAUCCUGGCCUCGAACCAGACAACUUGAAAGAAGGUGAAGAGAGGAUAUACAGGAAUGGCUCGAGAUCGUCUAUGUCACUGAGCAGAUCAUCCACACCAAGAGGCUCGGUCGAUCUUUCCAAUGGUGCUGCUGUAUCACCAAGUCGCAGCUCAUCGCGAAGGAGCUCGGUUGACGUUCGAAAUGGUGUUAACCGCGACGGUCGCCGUACUAGUUUGGAGCACACACAGAGAAGGAAUAUUGAGGAUAAGGGGAAUGGUCACGACAAGAGACGUGACAGUACCCACGGCGACUAUCCACGUGCCAGCUUGGAAUACAAGCAGCGGAGAAACGUCGAUGAGAAGGUAGGCGCAGUUGACAAUGCUCGACGUCUUAGUGUCGACAGCAGGACGAACGUUGGAAGGCACCCUGAAUCGCAAAGUACCCCAUUGCGGAAUGUGCAAGAGCUUGGACAGGAUGUUGAGGGUAUUUCCUUGAACGACAAGACAGCUGUGGAGGAUAUGUUAAGGGAUGUGUACAGUUCUGGUGGCCAUUCGAGGCGUGGAUCGAAGAAGCAAACAUAG